Messenger RNA from Pseudopipra pipra, 7129 nucleotides. RefSeq names its product CF transmembrane conductance regulator (gene CFTR). The transcript has 27 exons. Gene Ontology annotation, biological process: chloride transmembrane transport; bicarbonate transport. The record is from RefSeq and is a predicted model, not a curated record. Gene Ontology annotation, cellular component: apical plasma membrane; cytosol; plasma membrane. Gene Ontology annotation, molecular function: ABC-type transporter activity; chloride channel activity; ATP hydrolysis activity. Bases 131 to 4588 code for a protein of 1485 amino acids. NCBI's taxonomy places the organism in Eukaryota, Metazoa, Chordata, Aves, Passeriformes, Pipridae.
GGCGGGCGGUGACAUCAGAGCGGCCAGGCGGAUAAGGUGGGAGAGCUGUGGGAGCGGAGCGGGCGAGAGAGGCGUCGGCAAUUAGCGGUUGCCUCCGGUCCCCGCACACCGCACCGCAGCUCCGGCCACCAUGCAGAGGUCCCCUCUGGAGAAGGCGAACAUCUUCUCUAAACUUUUCUUCAGAUGGACAAAACCAAUUUUGAAAAAGGGUUACAGACGACGUUUGGAGCUGUCAGAUAUUUAUCAAAUCCCUUCUGCAGACUCUGCUGAUAAUCUUUCUGAAAAACUAGAAAGAGAGUGGGACAGAGAGCUGGCAACUUCAAAGAAGAAACCCAAACUUAUUAAUGCUCUUCGACGAUGCUUUUUCUGGAAAUUUAUGUUCUAUGGAAUAAUGUUGUAUUUAGGGGAAGUCACCAAAUCUGUGCAACCCCUUCUGCUGGGAAGAAUAAUAGCUUCCUAUGAUCCAGAUAAUUCUGAUGAAAGAUCCAUAGCCUACUACCUGGGUAUUGGCUUGUGCCUUCUCUUCCUUGUGAGAACACUACUUAUACACCCUGCUAUAUUUGGUCUUCAUCAUAUUGGAAUGCAAAUGAGGAUAGCUAUGUUUAGCUUGAUUUAUAAAAAGAUCUUAAAACUGUCAAGCAGAGUUCUAGAUAAAAUAAGUACUGGACAAUUGGUCAGUCUUCUUUCCAACAAUCUGAACAAAUUUGAUGAGGGUCUUGCUCUGGCUCAUUUUGUAUGGAUUGCACCAUUACAAGUGGCACUGCUGAUGGGACUGCUCUGGGAUAUGUUAAAAGCUUCUGCAUUUUCUGGACUGGCUUUUCUAGUUGUCCUGGCCUUAUUCCAAGCCUGGCUGGGACAAAUGAUGAUAAAAUACAGGAAUAAGAGAGCAGGAAAGAUCAAUGAGAGACUUGUCAUCACCUCAGAAAUAAUUGAAAAUAUACAGUCAGUUAAAGCCUAUUGUUGGGAAGAUGCAAUGGAAAAAAUGAUUGAAAGCAUUCGUGAAACUGAACUGAAGCUUACCCGAAAAGCUGCUUAUAUGAGAUAUUUCAACAGCUCAGCCUUCUUCUUUUCAGGCUUUUUUGUGGUGUUUUUAGCUGUGCUUCCGUAUGCUGUGAUUAAAGGAAUUAUUCUCCGAAAAAUAUUUACCACCAUUUCCUUCUGCAUUGUUCUUCGAAUGACAGUGACCAGGCAGUUUCCAGGCUCUGUACAGACCUGGUAUGACUCUAUUGGAGCAAUAAACAAAAUACAGGAUUUCUUGCUGAAAAAAGAAUAUAAAGCUCUGGAGUAUAAUCUAACAACCACUGGGGUUGAACUGGACAAAGUAACAGCUUUCUGGGAUGAGGGAAUUGGAGAGCUGUUUGUAAAAGCAAACCAGGAAAACAACAACAGCAAAGCUCCUAGCACCGACAGCAGCCUCUUCUUCAGUAAUUUUCCACUUCAUGCUUCUCCUGUUCUUCAGGAUAUAAAUUUCAAGAUUGAGAAGGGACAGUUAUUAGCUGUUUCUGGAUCUACUGGAGCAGGCAAGACUUCUCUUCUGAUGUUGAUAAUGGGAGAACUGGAGCCUUCACAGGGUAAAAUUAAGCACAGUGGAAGGAUAUCUUUUUCACCUCAAGUCUCCUGGAUCAUGCCUGGAACAAUAAAAGAAAACAUAAUUUUUGGUGUAUCCUAUGAUGAAUACCGGUACAAGAGUGUCAUCAAAGCCUGCCAACUGGAAGAGGAUAUUUCCAAGUUCCCAGACAAAGAUUAUACACUGCUGGGUGAAGGUGGAAUCAUUCUGAGUGGAGGCCAGCGAGCACGAAUCUCACUAGCAAGAGCAGUGUACAAAGAUGCUGAUUUGUAUCUCUUGGAUUCUCCUUUUGGACAUUUGGACAUUUUUACAGAAAAAGAGAUAUUUGAAAGCUGUGUGUGCAAGUUGAUGGCAAAUAAAACUAGGAUCUUGGUUACUUCAAAACUGGAGCAUUUAAAGAUUGCUGACAAAAUAUUAAUUUUACAUGAAGGGAGCUGCUAUUUCUAUGGAACAUUUUCUGAACUUCAGGGUCAACGGCCAGACUUCAGCUCAGAGCUGAUGGGAUUUGAUUCUUUUGAUCAGUUCAGUGCAGAGAGAAGAAAUUCAAUUCUAACUGAGACUCUCCGACGAUUUUCCAUUGAAGGAGAAGGCAUGGGAUCACGAAAUGAAAUAAAGAAACAAUCUUUUAAACAAAAAUCAGAUUUUAAUGACAAAAGGAAGAAUUCCAUAAUUAUUAACCCCGUUAAUGCAAAUAGGAAGUUCUCAGUAGUGCAGAGGAAUGGGAUGCAGGUCAAUGGGAUAGACGAUGGCCACAACGACCCACCAGAAAGGAGGCUCUCACUGGUACCUGACUUGGAACAGGGAGAUGUAGGUCUGCUUCGGAGUAGCAUGCUAAGCACUGACCAUAUACUGCAAGGUCGGAGGAGGCAAUCUGUGUUAAACCUGAUGACAGGCACCUCCGUGAACUAUGGACCAAACUUUUCCAAAAAGGGAAGUACAACAUUUCGGAAAAUGUCUAUGGUGCCUCAGACAAACCUGUCUUCUGAGAUAGAUAUCUACACCAGGCGCGUGUCUCGAGACAGCAUCUUGGACAUAACUGAUGAAAUCAAUGAAGAGGAUUUGAAGGAAUGCUUCAUAGAUGAUCCCGAAAGCAUGGGUACUGUUACUACAUGGAAUACCUAUUUCAGAUACUUUACCAUCCACAAAAACUUGAUUUUUGUUCUCAUUUUGUGUGUGAUCGUCUUCUUAGUUGAGGUAGCUGCUUCUCUUGUUGGGCUAUGGUUUCUUAAAAAGACAGCUUUGAAGGCAAAUUCAACACAGUUAGAAAACAAUACCUCUGACAGACCUCCUGUGAUUGUCACUGACACUAGCAGCUACUACAUCAUUUACAUCUAUGUGGGAGUGGCAGAUACCCUGCUUGCCAUGGGAAUCUUCAGAGGCUUACCCCUUGUGCAUACGCUUAUAACAGUGUCUAAAACUCUUCAUCAAAAGAUGGUGCAUGCAGUUCUUCAUGCACCUAUGUCAACAUUUAACUCUUGGAAAGCAGGUGGUAUGCUUAACAGAUUCUCAAAAGAUACGGCAGUACUGGAUGACUUACUUCCACUUACAGUAUUUGACUUCAUUCAGUUAAUACUGAUUGUGAUUGGCGCUAUAACAGUAGUCUCAAUAUUACAACCCUACAUCUUCCUGGCAUCAGUGCCUGUGAUAGCAGCCUUUAUUCUGUUAAGGGCAUACUUCCUCCACACUUCUCAGCAGCUGAAACAACUGGAAUCUGAAGCUCGGAGUCCAAUUUUCACGCAUCUCGUAACAAGCUUAAAAGGGCUGUGGACACUGAGAGCUUUUGGACGGCAACCGUAUUUUGAGACCUUAUUUCACAAAGCCCUGAACCUACACACAGCAAACUGGUUCCUCUACCUAUCAACACUGCGCUGGUUCCAGAUGAGGAUAGAAAUGAUUUUUGUUGUCUUUUUUGUUGCAGUGGCGUUUAUCUCUAUCAUAACUACAGGUGAUGGACCAGGUAGAGUUGGGAUUAUUCUUACUUUAGCUAUGAACAUUAUGGGAACCUUACAGUGGGCAGUAAACUCAAGCAUCGAUGUUGAUAGUUUGAUGCGGUCUGUUGGACGAAUAUUUAAAUUCAUCGACAUGCCAACAGAAGAGACAAAAAGCGUUAAACCACAGAAAAAUAAUCAGUUUUCAGAUGCCCUUGUAAUUGAAAACAGGCAUGUAAAGGAAGAGAAGAACUGGCCAUCCGGGGGCCAAAUGACUGUGAAAGACCUUACGGCCAAAUACGGCGAAGGAGGAUCUGCUGUGUUAGAAAACAUUUCCUUCUCAAUAAGUUCAGGGCAGAGGGUAGGCCUUUUAGGAAGAACAGGCUCAGGAAAAAGCACCUUACUUUUUGCAUUUUUAAGACUGCUGGAUACAGAAGGGGAUAUCCAGAUUGAUGGAGUUUCCUGGAACACAGUGAGUGUGCAGCAAUGGAGAAAGGCAUUUGGAGUGAUUCCUCAGAAAGUGUUCAUAUUUUCUGGAACUUUCCGGAUGAAUUUGGAUCCCUAUGGGCAGUGGAAUGAUGAAGAAAUAUGGAAAGUUGCCGAGGAGGUUGGGCUGAAGUCUGUAAUUGAGCAGUUUCCAGGCAAGCUUGAUUUUGUUCUUGUUGAUGGAGGCUGUGUCCUGAGUCAUGGCCACAAACAGCUGAUGUGCCUUGCCCGGUCAGUUCUCAGCAAAGCUAAAAUCUUGCUGCUCGAUGAACCAAGUGCUCACCUGGACCCUGUGACUUCCCAAGUGAUCAGGAAGACCCUGAAGCACGCGUUUGCCAACUGCACGGUGAUACUCUCCGAACACAGGCUGGAGGCGAUGCUGGAGUGCCAGCGGUUUUUGGUAAUUGAGGACAAUAAGUUGCGGCAGUACGAGUCCAUUCAGAAGCUGCUGAACGAAAAGAGCUCCUUCAGGCAGGCCAUCAGCCACGCCGAUCGCCUUAAGCUACUCCCAGCACACCACAGAAACUCCAGCAAACGCAAACCUCGACCCCAAAUCACUGCCUUGCAGGAGGAGACAGAGGAAGAAGUGCAGGAGACAAGGCUGUGAGACACUGUGUAGACACUCUCUUUGUGGAGUGAACGGUCAGCAGCGCCCCAUGAUGACAGGACCAGCACUUCUGAACCUGCAGGAGCCAUGCACAGAUUGAACCUUGAAGGAGGUGUUCACUGCAGCGACCACAUGAGAGUGUGGGAAUUACUUCCCUUCUGUGGUUAAUCAUGUGCAAGUUAGUACAUUCUUUGAAGUUUUGCCACUUACAACGAUGAAACCAGAUUUCCUUUCAAAAGCUGCUCUAAUUUGGUACAAACGAGAUGGCAAGCAGAAGUAACCUGCCUAGCCUGACAUAAUUGUUUCAGAAAACUUUUAGAAAUGUUCUUGCUGGGGUGAGAGGACAAGACAGCAGUGAGGAAUGCAAAAAAAAUAAUCAAACCUGGGUGGAAAAUAGAAAAACCAGCUUUGUUGGAUUCACUUCCUGCAAACGAAUUAAGGGACACUAUCAGCAAGGCACACAGAAAACUUCCUCCUUUUUGUUUUCCAUGCAGCAACUGUAAUUUCAACUUAGCAGGAAAGGCCAAAUGCCACGUGUGUAGGUGAGAAUGAAAGAAAAGACGAUAUUGACUUGGAAGCCAGUCAACAUCUGUCUUGUCUCUGGAGUUAAGGGAGAAUUGGUAUUUCCUUUUAAAACCUAGGAGCUGUCAACCCAACCCUGCACACACUCGCAGUGGGAUUAGUGCAGGCUGACAUCAGUAUCUAGCAAAAGGUAGGACUUCUGGCAGUGGAACUGCAUAGGUCUGGCACCUUUACAUGCUUUUUACUUUGGCCUAACAAAAAAAAAAAGAAGAAAGAAAACUCUUAGAAGUAGAUUUGAAUAAUGAAAUAAUUUUUAUACUCUUUUGGUUUGCAGUUUUAUUAUGGAACUGAAUGUUCUUUAGGAUAUUUUAUUUAUUUUAAUAUUGUUGCAAACUUUUGCUAAGGGAAUUAUGUAUUUUAAGAGUGAUUACUUACUAUAAAGAAAAAUAUAUUUGUACAAAAAGUUUUAUAUUUGGACUGUUGGGGGGGAGGGUUUGCUUCUAGUCUUUGAUGUCUCACUAGGCUGUUAAAAACAAGGGCAGCCCCAGAGUUAGGCCAGGUACUGUCCGCUGCUGUCUUUGUGCACUAAAGUAUUCUUCUAGUGAUACAGGUGUUUUAGAUUAUUUUUUCUUUAAAUAAAUAAAAACAAACAAACAAACAAAACCCAAAAAGCCCUGCCUAUACGACACGUUACAGCACCCCUGUCCCCAUGGGGCAGUCACUGCAGACCAAUUCUGCUACUUCUACUUGAGUCAUUGCUGGAUCUCCAUAACACGGACAUAAUUUUAGUAACUACAUUCUAUUUAUUAUAAAACCACUGGGUAAAAUGGCCUGUCAGAGCUGGCUGGGCGGCACUAGGUGGUGCUGCGGAGCUCAAACGCUGCACAGCUGAGUGGGUGCUCAGCUCUGGGUCCCUCGCACUGCCUGAGCCCUACAGCAAGGCUUGAACUAAACUCUUCUGGGCAUCCCGUGGCAGCAGCUGGAGCUGCGCCGCCGUCCUGCAGCGGCCUCCGGCUGAGUGCUGGGCGUGACGCUCAAGGUGCCACUGGGUCUGACUGAGCCCACGAGCACUGGAACUCACCCUGUAUCAUUCUUGUUUCCCUCUAGCUCUGCCCCCAUUGCAUACUUUCUGUCCCUCUUUACACAUUUCCUCUGCAAUAUCUGUUUGGUUUUUUUUCCCGCCUGGUCCCUCAUGCUGUACUUUUAUUCUUGUUUGUCUUUUAGCACUUAUCAGGGUCUGUUUUUGUCUGUGGGGACACCUCCUUUUGCUGCCUGAUUUUCUCCACAAACCAAUGUCUCCUGCUCACAGAGCAUUCUGGAUAUCCUCGAGUUUCAAUUCUGCCAUGUCACUGUUUCUCUGCCACUAAGCUCUGCUUGGUUUAGUGUUUAUAACAAUGGAAAACUAAAUGUAUAUUGACAUAGCAUCAUUUUGAAUCCCAUCUCCAUUCCCUCUAUCCCCUCAAGUCAUUCACCUCAUGCUGUAUAUCCCUUUUCUCACACAGCCCGCUCUCCAAAUCUGGCCAGGGCUGCUGCAGAGUGUGGCCAAGCCCAAGGAGGCAUGCCAAGGAUCACUCUUUUUCAGGAUGUUACUCAGGGUAGCAGACAUUCCAUGUGGGAGAGUCUGUUAUCUAAAUAAACAAGAUGAUACAGAAAAAUCAGCAGAACUAUUAUGUCAUUAGAAUCAGUGCAUGCUUCAAAGCUUGCACAAUUAUUAGUGUUAAUGUUUUAGGGUCAUUGUUGGAGUUAGAGUGUGCCAAGCUGGACUGAGCAGACAAGGAGACAUUUCAGGAAAGAACAAGGUAAAUACAGCAGGAGCAUGUAGUAGAAUGGAAUGGAAUGGAAGUUGCUGAUACAAACACUCAGAGCACUCUGAAGGAAAAAUGUCAGUGGACUGACUGCCCCCACCCUGGGCCACACUACUUGUCGAAACAGCUUCUGCCAUCAGUACCCAGCUACAACCACCACACUGCCUGUCCCCAAGAGCCCAGGCAAGAUACUGCAUAAGCUCUUCUCUCUUAG